CUGCGUUGGAAGGUCUUGACCUGUCUGCCUCCACAAGCACCAUUGGGGAUACCCGUUCCAUCGGUGAUACUUCUGAUAUUCUGUCCCCCGCUUCUGCAUGGGUAUCGAGCCCUCCAGCAGCCUCGACACUCGGGCACUCCGAUUCCCUUCGUAGUAGUCACCCUGCUAACGCCACCUCCCCAGCGAUUACCAACCCGAACAGUAACUCGUCACCAGCUACAAACGCGGCGACGGACGCAGCUGCCACUUCCGCAAAUGCUCAAGCAGUGAAUGACAUGCGGGACUUCAAUCCCUACGAGGAUCAACAUGGCCCGUUGCCCCCUGGAUGGGAACGCCUUGGUCGCACUUACUAUGCCGAUCACAAUACACGAACUACGACAUGGGAGAGACCCUCUAACAACCAGACGGCGAACAUUCAAGCGCAGCAGGAUACUCAUACUGCCAUCCCGGAGGAUGACCUUUUGGGGACUGCAAGCGGUUCACGUUCGGGAGGUGCCAAUCCUGCAACUGGUGAUGCCACCGCUGUUGUAGGUGCAAAUGAUCCGCAGACAGCCGCCGGAAGUGGGCCUCUGCCCGUUGGAUGGGAAGAAAGGCAUACACUUGAAGGUCGCCCUUACUAUGUUGACCACAACACACGGACGACUACUUGGGUGGAUCCUCGUCGUCAGGCACUUGUAGUAACAAAAAAGCUCAGAUUUCGCGCGUCCACGGAGCGACAACGAACUGGGUAAGAGUCUGACCGUGGCCGCAGCUUGCGCAUGCAUAAAUUCAUAGGACACGUAGCCUACACCAAUUCAACAGGUUACAAGCUUGGCGUGGUCAACUCUUCGGCGCUAACCCCAGAUAGCCUCCACGCGGCGAUGGUACACAUACAAGCGGGGACUCGCUGCCGCCUUCUUCCUGACCCUUUAUAUAUCUCCCCAAUCGCCUCAUCCCGCAACCCAACCCCUCCACGACUUUCUCUCGGCGCUUCUUCUCGUCAGGGUUUAUACGCCUUUUCGUGGAAUGAUCCGGAGGUUCUAAGUACCUCUUCCGCAAGAGUCUUGGCUCCCCGUUGAGAGGAGCACAGCGCCGGCCAAACAUCCAAAUGGGUAUUACGCUACACCCGUUAUAUAAUUGCGUCGGCGGCCGGGUCAUGUCAAUCCUUCAGUCGCCAUAGCAUGGCCGCGCGCGCCAAUGGUCGUUCAAUCAUGAAGCUUCAACCGAUUUAACUUUUGCGCUUGG
Cantharellus anzutake is the source of this 1224-nucleotide messenger RNA. RefSeq lists its product as uncharacterized. Lineage: Eukaryota; Fungi; Basidiomycota; Agaricomycetes; Cantharellales; Hydnaceae. Gene Ontology annotation, molecular function: protein binding; transcription coactivator activity. Gene Ontology annotation, cellular component: cytoplasm; nucleus. Bases 276 to 731 code for a protein of 151 amino acids. The transcript has a single exon. The record is from RefSeq and is a predicted model, not a curated record. Gene Ontology annotation, biological process: positive regulation of transcription by RNA polymerase II; hippo signaling.